Messenger RNA from Bursaphelenchus xylophilus (pine wood nematode), 2662 nucleotides. Lineage: Eukaryota; Metazoa; Nematoda; Chromadorea; Rhabditida; Aphelenchoididae. The record is from the annotation of a GenBank genome assembly.
AUGAAUGACUUCACAUUGCCAACCGGGCCCAUAGCGCAAAGCAAUACCAGCUCCACCGGUCCCAUCAAGCCGAAAUGGUUUUUCACUGAAGAUGAACUCCGUCGAUCUCCCUCGUGUCUCAAGGGCAUCAGUACGAUGGAAGAGCAACGUUAUAUCCAAAGCGGCUGUCUGUUUAUUCGAACGAUCGCAGAUCGACUCAACGAGAUGCAGCCGGAAGGGAAAAUGUGAGUUUUUUGUUUUUGAAUCUUCGAAUUUUAGGUAUUAUGAAGAAGCAAAGUGAUGUUUAAUGAUCUUUCAGAUCUCAGCUUUGCAUAUGCGUUAGUAUGGUGCAUUUGAAAAGGUUCUUUGUGGUCCACACUCUCAAAGAUUUUGAUGCCAGGGUGAGUCUAGUACAACAUAAUUUUUGAUGUGAAGCUGGCCGGAAAAUGAGGAGAAAGGUUGAAUGUCAGUUGAAAGGAGACUCAAAGAGUAUUUUUAAUGCUGAUUUGAUCAUGAUUAUGGCCGAAAUUGCAUGUAAAAUACACUAUUUUUAUUGGUGUCAUAACCCAAUUUUUGUUGAUCUCAAAAGUCUUCAAUCCGAAAUAAAAUUACAAAACAUGCAUGUUCAGGAUGUGGGAGCUGCCGUUCUCUUCCUCACCUCCAAAUCCGAAGAAUGCCCGAAGCGUUUGGAAUACAUUGUUCGGACAUGGUACAAGCUCCGCGUCGAGCAUGAAGUACAUCAAAAAGAAGUGGAUCGAACCGCCGUAAUCAACAAGGAGACCUACCAUAAGCUCGUGGAAUACAUUGUAUGGAUCGAGAACAUUGUCUUGCAGACGAUUGGCUUCAAUUUUGCCAUCGAUAUUCCACAUCCGUUUGUGUUGAGAGCCAAGGAUUUGUUCCGCAAAAAUGACAACAAAUUCGCGGAGUUUGUGUUCUGGUUGACGACGGAUAUGUAGGUUGUGAGCUGAUAGGUUGACGGAUAAGAGGAUCAACGGUUUUGUCCAGUUUUAGCAUAAUUCGGAUAGAUUUUAUCUAGGAAAGUACUUCUAUGGGGUAUGCAGUUACUGGUCGAGACAUGUAUCAGAAAAUCGCAACAUUUUUCUGAUUCAGAAUUAUGUAAAAACUAGCUGCCCAAUUUUGGUUUUGUAAGGGCGAAAAAAACCGUCAGAACUUUUCUUGCAACACCACGCAAAUGCCCUUUUGACCAAGUUUUUACCAAUUCAAAAGCUUUGUUUGGGGCUAAAGUAAACCUUGGCAUCUUGACAAGCCUUAAAAUAUCAAAUUUGAUUAAUACUACAGCGUAAUUGGUAGUUCCAACACCACGCAAAUGCCCCCUUUUUUAUAUUGGAACUUCUAAUUAUGGUGUAGUAUUAAUCAAAUUUGAUAUUUUAAGGCUUGUCAAGAUGCCAGGGUUUACUUUAGUUCCAAACAAAGUUUUUGAAUUGGUAAAAACGUGGUCAAAAAGGCAUUUGCGUGCUGUUGCGGGUAAAGUUCUGAGGGGUUCUUCGCCCUUACAAACCAAAAUUGGGCAGCUAAUUUUUACAUAUUCUGAAUAAGAAAACUUUUGCGAUUUUUUUGAUACAUGUCUCGACCUGUAACUCCAUACCCCAUAGAAGCACUUUCCUUGUGAAAUAAGUUUUUGUCCUAAAGCAAUGUUUUUGAUGGAUUAGACGAUUGAAAUUGCGGAAGUAGGGUGUAUUAGCUGCCUUUUUUGGAAAUUUAGAAUAUAAAAAUGAUGUUGCCAAAAAAUUCGGGCAAAAUAUUAAAUUGUAAUGUUCAUUUUGCUCUCCUCUACCUGAUCUAUUGAUACCUCGUUUUUCAGAAUCCACAUAACGAAUUGGUGCAUUCGAUAUAAACCCUCGGUAAUUGCUGGAGCCGCAUUUUACAUGGCCAUCAUAUGGUCGGAACAUAAUGUAGGUUGGGUUACGGUAGUUUUAUUACUGUAGCUUAGUUUGUAUUCGAUUGUAUAAACAAGAAGACUUAUCUAUUGUUAAUUUCAGACCUCACUACCAGCGAGAGGAGCCAAAGGCGAGGAGUGGUAUCAGUGGUUUGAUCCGACUCUAACACAACAACAACUUGAAGGUAAAUUUUUUAAUUUUUUUGUGUUCAUACUUUAGAAGAAGAAUUGAAAAGGAAUGGGAGAAGUUUUGAUGACAGAAUUCGAGUUUUGGGACUAAUUUUCGACACAAAAAUUAUGUUUUGAUGUCAAGUGUAAUAUAAAUUUUGUGAGCAAAAGGGUUAUUUGAUCUCUAGAACGAUCCAAUUGGAUGAGUCUUUCGAUAUAAAGACGUUUUGCACGUGUUAAAAAGGACUUUAGUCGGGUUUUAGAGUAAAAUAAUAUUUGAUGUCAAGUACAAUAUAAUUUUCGUUUUCUGCUUGGUUUAAGAUUUUUUUAUUGGUCAGUAAAGGAGAUUUUUGUAAGGAAAAUAUGAAACUCUGUGUCUUUUACAAAAAAUUGCAAUUUUUUGCAGACAUGUCCAACGAAUUUGUGCAGCUUUGGAAACACGCCGAGCUCCGUCAGAUGGGCAAGAUCAGUAAAGUGGACCAUCAGGCCCUGGCGGAACGCAUACAACGCAACUCCUCGAGUAACUCAACUCCCAACACGAACACAACUAUCUCAUCAUCAUCUCCAGCAUCAUCAUCAUCAAGACCGAAAACAUCGGAGUCGUCGAGAAAUCGCUAA